GCCCGCUAGGUCGUCUACUUUAAGCCGAACAAACCAAGAACUGCUCGCCCUCCUCCCACACUGAGUAUACAUUUGCAGUCUGCACUAAUAAAAUGGCUUCGCAAGAUCAUCACCACCACCAUGACCACAAUCACCAUGACCAUCAUCAUCAAGAUCACACUAAUCCGACGAAUUCAUGGGUAGGUGUAGACGGGAAGGUGUACCAUAGCCAUGAUGGACUGGCAGCACACUCACACGAGCCCAUAUACUCGCCUGGCUACUUCAGCAGAAGAGCUCCGCCACUCAUCAAUAGGGAUUUCAAUGAGAGAGAUUUCACUGUCGGUAUCGGCGGCCCUGUCGGUACUGGGAAAACGGCAUUGAUGCUGGCUUUGUGUAGAUAUUUAAGGGACAAAUAUAGUCUUGCUGCAGUGACAAAUGAUAUAUUCACGAAGGAGGAUGGUGAGUUCUUGGUUAAGAAUGGGGCGCUUCCUGAAGAAAGAAUACGUGCUGUAGAAACUGGAGGAUGUCCCCAUGCUGCAAUUCGUGAAGACAUCAGCAUCAAUCUUGGCCCUCUGGAGGAGCUUUCUAACUUAUACAAAGCAGACAUACUUCUUUGUGAAUCUGGUGGAGAUAACUUAGCUGCCAACUUCAGCAGGGAACUGGCUGAUUACAUUAUAUAUAUUAUAGAUGUAUCUGGUGGUGAUAAAAUUCCUCGAAAAGGGGGGCCAGGCAUUACCCAGGCUGAUCUCCUUGUAAUAAACAAAACAGACCUUGCACCAGCAGUUGGAGCUGACUUAGCAGUCAUGGAACGGGAUGCUCUCCGCAUGCGUGAUGGAGGGCCAUUUGUCUUCGCUCAGGUGAAGCAUGGGGUUGGUGUGGGGGAAAUUGUGACCCACGUUUUACAGGCUUGGGAAGUUGCAACACUGAAUUUCUCUGCUAAGGCAGCGCUUAUUUUGUUGUACUUUAUUUUCCAUAAAACACAUCCUGAUGCAUUAAGAUAUAAGUCGGUUGAGUUCAGUUACAAUUGUGAGUCUUUGUCUGUGAACUGCAACUCACCUGUAUUUGAGCUGGCUAAGACAGAAGAAGUUGGGUGCAAGAUUUUUGAGCAGAACCCUACCAAGAUCAAGAACUAUGGAAUCUGGCUGCAAUACCAAAGUCGAACUGGUUAUCACAACAUGUACAAGGAGUACAGAGACAUCACUCUUAAUGGGGCUGUGGAACAGAUAGAUGUACACUGAGAUGGGUUCUCGCCACAGGGUUAGGUUUCCUUGCAUUCAGAUUAUCAAGACUGCCACCAUCCCAGCCAAACUGUGCAAGAGGGACAGCACCAAUUUGAUGUGAUUUUGUUAAUAUAAUAUGGGAGCUCGAUUCUGCGAUUUUGUUAAUAAUCUGUGUUGGGGAUUACCAAAACCAAACAGAUGUUUUCAUCCUUUUUAGUCAUCUGCAACAAGGAAUGAGGAAUCUCAUCUCGAAGAUAUGUGAGUUGAUUCCAAAUUAACAAGAAUAUAGGAACUCAAAACUAUCUGUGUGAUUCGUCCCUGUAUACUCUAUGUUUCAUAUUCAUAUAUGAAUACAGUGAAAAUAA
Tripterygium wilfordii is the source of this 1564-nucleotide messenger RNA. RefSeq names its product urease accessory protein G-like. The transcript has 6 exons. Bases 93 to 1217 code for a protein of 374 amino acids. The record is from RefSeq and is a predicted model, not a curated record. Gene Ontology annotation, biological process: translation. NCBI's taxonomy places the organism in Eukaryota, Viridiplantae, Streptophyta, Magnoliopsida, Celastrales, Celastraceae. Gene Ontology annotation, cellular component: ribosome. Gene Ontology annotation, molecular function: GTPase activity; structural constituent of ribosome; nickel cation binding.